This is a messenger RNA of Oryza sativa Japonica Group (Japanese rice), 1825 nucleotides long. RefSeq lists its product as uncharacterized. NCBI's taxonomy places the organism in Eukaryota, Viridiplantae, Streptophyta, Magnoliopsida, Poales, Poaceae. The record is from RefSeq and is a predicted model, not a curated record. Gene Ontology annotation, molecular function: RNA binding.
CGGCGGGCGCAUUUCGGCGCCGGUGCCCUUCGCCUUCUCAAAAUCUGAUGGAAAUCCGCGCGCGAAUCUUGAAGCAAAUCUGACGGUUCGUGCCUCCUGAGUCUAUUGCCACCAACGAACCGAACCCGGUUAAGCUCAAAGCCGACGCCCGCCGGGCAGAGGCAAAGGGGAGAACGAGCAGGCGACGACGGCGCCCAGCCCCAUCGGUUCCUGGUAAGGAUGGCCGCCGCCGUCUCGUUGGCGAGCCCUUUCCGGCGAGUCCUUCACGUCCCUUUCGCACGCCGCGCUAUCCCCACAUCGUACCACUUCUUCCCUAGCGGACGGUGUCACGCGGCUCUCUCCUUCGCCGCGGCAGCAGCAGGAGAUUCGGCGGUUAAGGCGAGCUUGGAUAGGAAUGCAGCCGAGGAACUCAGGAGCAUCCUGGAUAUGGCACAAAGGGCUUCCCAACGGAGAGAUGUUUUCCACACCAAUUUUCUUACUCCACCUAUAGUGAAGGAGUGCAUGCUGGCAAUUGAGAAGUUAGCAGACAUCAAAGCGGUAGCACAGGGGGGCUACCCACAGGCUGAGCGAUGCCGAGUUUCAGUUGGACAUCCGGACUGUAUGACAAGCAACCCAGAUGUAGUUGCUGCUUUGAGCAUCUCAGGGAAUUUCAGAUUGGAACCCUGUUCUCAUGGUGACUUUCUUGGUGCUAUUCUUGGGACAGGAAUAACAAGGGAUAAAGUUGGAGAUAUACUUUUGCAGGGAGAGAGAGGUGCUCAGGUCCUUGUUGAUCCUGAACUUGUUGACUAUCUGACUUCCACACUUGAAAAGGUGGGGAAAGUUGGAGUUUCAUGCACACAGAUUCCUUUGCUUGCUCUAGAAUAUGAACCACCAAGGACCAAGUCAUUUAAAACUGUAGAAUCAUCACUCAGGGUUGAUGCCCUGGGUAGUGCAGGAUUUAAAAUCUCACGUACAAAGCUUGCUAGCUUGAUCAGUGCUGGGGAUGUCCGUGUGAAUUGGUCACCAGUUUCGAAAAAUGGAGUGACUCUCAAGGCUGGGGAUGUUGUUUCUGUCAGUGGGAUGGGGAGAUUAAAGAUUGGGGAAAUUGUGACUACGAGGAAAGGAAAGUACGCAGUUGAGCUGAUUCGAUAUUUGUAGGUUUGCAAGGGAUAAAUGGAUCUCUCAAGAUUACUGACUCAAAUGAACGGACUCAAAUCCUUUUUUAACUGCAACUUCCGUGAGGGCUUGUUCUGCUCUGAGACCAAAAAACAAGGUUUGUGUUUUAAAACCAAAAGGAGUUUCGCAAAUUCAUUACCUAACUUUGCCUACUGCAUAACGUAGCCUAUUCUAUAUUCAUAUGAUCAAGUGCUACCAUGGCCAACCAUGAAACAUGUGACUUCGAUUAUGACAAGAUGGAGGCAAGCUGUUUAUUGGGAAAACUGAUGACGACUAGUCAUAUAUUCAGCGCCCUUUUAAUGCUAAAAAGCUUGACAAAUGACAACGGCUAUUCUUUGUAUCACAAAACUAUCACAAUUCACAAGAUUCAGUUUUUCAAGUUGCAAAUUGGUGCAGGAGUCUUGUUCUCUUAUAGAUUGUAGUUGCAUAUGAUUUGGACAUCACUGGACUUUUGGAAUAGGAGUAAGAAAAAGAUCGAUGGUGACAAUGGUCAUGAAGGCUUAACUGCCAAAAAGUUAUAACAAUAGCAUCUUACAGAAUACUUAUACAAUUGAAAUGGUAUCACACCAAAAUCCAAGGGCUAUAGUUUCAUUUUAUUACGAUCCGAAUUAUUACAUCUGAUGCAAUCAUGCUGGAUAUGGGGGCUAAGGAUGCCAUUUGAGUCUUUGAA